UGGACCCCUCUGCGAGCUAUUUAACGGCUGCGAGGUAAUUCCUACCAACAGCGGCGUGCGGGGCGGCGCCGCAAUAAUUCGCCGCAUUUCUCUGGCCCUGCCGCAGCCCCGUCCAUGCACCGCGGCUGAGAUGGAGCUCCCGCAGCCCCCGCCAGAUCAAGAGCUGAAAAACAUCAUCGACAAGCUGGCUCAGUUUGUGGCCCGCAAUGGCCCGGAGUUUGAGCAAAUGACCAAGACGAAGCAGAAGGACAACCCCAAGUUCAGCUUCCUCUUUGGCGGAGAAUAUUUCAACUACUACCAGUACAAAGUCACUACUGAGCAAGCAAUUUUGAAACAUCGUCAAGCACGUGAGCAGCAGCAGCAGCAACAACAGUCUCAACCAUCACCACAACCUGCACUCCACCAACCCCCACCUCCCCCCCAGGGAUUCCCUGGUGGGGGUGGAGGAGGUGGUUUUCCUGGACAAAAUUUUCCCCCAGCCUAUGCAUACCCUCCUACCUCAGGGUAUCCUGAACCUGAUCUCCCUCCUCAAUUUCCACAAGCACCUGUUUCAACAGGAGGCUUUAACCAAGGGCAGUUUGCUCCACCACCCCCUACUAGUGAGCCACCUGCAACAUUUCCCCCAGGUGACCCAAAUUUUGCCAACCCCACUUCUUUUGUGCCCACUAGCAACACAGAGCCACCGUUCGUCCACUCCUCUCAAUCAUUUCCACCUCCUCCUCCCGGUGACUCGACCUACACAGCUCCUCAGGCUGGAGAGCCUGGAGCCUUCACCACCACCACACCUGGGUUUGCCCAGCCUCCCCCUCACCCACCUCCAAGUGUAACAAUUGAGUCUUUGGUGAACCAGCAGCAGCAGUUACAGGAACAAAUACACCAAAGUGAACAGAAUCUAGCUGCCCAGCAACUGGUUCUGGAUCAACAAAAAGAAGGUCAGGUGAGAGAGGGCAUAUAUGUUGCCAGAGGUGAAGUCCUGCGCAAUGAAGCCAACGAGCUGGGCUUUUCAAUUCAUGAGUUGGAUGAGCUGUUGGGGCCAAUAACUGAGUCUUGUACCAAGGACUCCAUCUCUAAUGGGAAACACUGGAUCUUCACCAAUGCUCAGUCUCCAGCUAAGAAUCAGUGGCUGUCUCGAUACUUGCUGUGGAAAGCCACAGCCAACACUGGUCCAUUCAACCACAAGCUACAUAUCAUCUACUUGAUGAAUGAUGUUCUACAUCACUGUGUUCGCAAAAAUGCUGAUGAUCUAAAAGAAGCCCUUGAAAAAGUGUUGGUUCCAAUGUUUUGCAGUGCCAUGACAGUUGCAUCUGAUGAUCAGAAGUCUAAACUAGAUAAGCUACUUUCCUUAUGGGAAUCCAAGAUUAAUCUUGAAGAUGUGGUGUUGAUGCAGUUAAAAAAUCCUGUUGAAUCAUGGGGGGCUUUUGAGAAAGGAUUGAUUGAGGAAUUUCCCCAAGUUGUGGCAACAAUUAACCAACACAUUGAUGCUACUUUUGAGGGGUAUAAGCAGCAGCACAAUGCAUUUGUUCAACAUGCUACAAAUCAAAUACAAGCACUUGAACAGCAGAAACAACAACUAGAACAGCAAGCUGCAGCAGCCGCAGCCGCUGCAGCAGCGGCGGCAGCAGCAGCAGCAGCAGCAGCCGCUGCAGCCGCAGUAGCUCAGGGUGGUGGCUUCACCACUGCACCGCCUCAGCCCCAGUUUCCACCCCCGCCGGGAGCAGCACCAACAAUUCCCUCUACACUGGACUUUAACCAGCCUCCUCCAGGUUUCCCUCCAGGUUUGCCACUAGUAGAUUUCAGCAAACCUCCACCAGGAUUUCCAGUAGAAGAACAGAAGGAAAAUUUAGUCCCAACUGUUCCAUACUAUGAGCUCCCAGCAGGACUGAUGGCUCCUCUAGUAAAAGUAGAAGAUCACAAAUAUAUGCCACUUGAACCCAACCAGCUAAGACUUCCUCCACCGACACCACCGAGUGACAGGUUGCUGAGAGCUGUUGAAAACUUUUACGCACCACCAUCUCAUGAAAAGCCACGGAAUAGUGAAGGAUGGGAGCAGCUGGGCUUAUAUGAUUACUACAAAGAAAAGAGCCAAUCUGUAAAGCGCAUUGAAAAGGAAAUUACUGAAGGUCUGAGAGACCCUACUCGCUCUCCCUCGCCUGUCACCAUUGAGCCGCCGCCAGAAGAAGAGGAAAAACCUUCUGACCAGCCAAUCAGAAGAUACAGGUCUGUCAGCCCUGAAAAGGUAGAGGAGAAGAAAAUGUCACGCUCUAGGUCACGCUCAGGCAGUCGAAGUCCUGUGCGACGCAACUCCUCCAAGCAGCGGUCACGCACACCCAGCCCAAUAAGAACACCGCCUCGGUCGCGCCACAGAUCACACUCCAAGUCACCACGAAGGUCAAACUCCAGCUCCAGAUCUCCAAGAAGAAUAAGUAGGUCUAGAUCGAGGUCUCGUUCUGCCUCUCCCAGGGCAUCUUCAACCCAAGUUCCUUUCAAUAGGUCUCCCUCUCGAAGUCCAACUCCUCCAGCUUUUGGGGGAGGUGGUUUUCAGAAGUUUGAUCAACGAUUGGACGAGAACAACAAAGGCCACCAGAUGCUGCGAAAGAUGGGUUGGGGAGGGUCAGGCCUAGGAGUGAAGGAACAAGGAAUCAGCGACCCCGUGGCAGCAGCUGAAGUACGAGACUCCCCUCAAGAAAGAUUUCGUGGCUUAGGAGUACCCAGUGCCCAGACAGAUCCCUAUGAGGCUUUCAGAAAAAAUAAGGGUCAGGCCUUUAUCAAUCGUAUGAAAGCUAGAGCAGAGGAAAAGUUUUAAUUUAUUAACUGCUUUUCUUUCACAUAAAUUCUUCAAAUAACCCAAGUCUUGUGUUUUUAAUACUGACUUGGAAUUGUACAAAACCAAAUAUGUUGCUACCAUUAGAGUUGAAAUGAGUAUGAAGUACUGAGGGGGCUAUGUAUAUAUUCAUGUUGAUGACAUGUAUAGUGUUUCAAAGAUCACUUGCCAAAGGGAAAUUUACUUUAAAGAAUUUUUUCUCAUAAUACUUUCGUAAAAAAAUUACAAAACAGACUCGGUGAGGAAUAGUAAGAAAAAUAUUCACAAAAUGGUCGUGAUAAUUCUAAUUAUACCUUUUGUACUCUUAAUCUUUUUGGGGAUAGGAGUUACUUAUAUUUUUAAUGGCACAAAAUAUAAGCAGCAACAGUAGCAGGAAGCAGCACAUUCUCCUUCAUCAAAUGAAGUCGAAGGUUCAGAUUCAUGUAAGAAAAAGUAAUAACAAAUGACAGAAAUUAACAACUAGUGAAAUGACCCUCACACACACAUUUCUAGUUUGCAGAAAGAAUGAAUCAGAAACAGUAUCAGAUUUUAAGGUUUUGACAACCUUGAUAAGGAGAAAAAUUCAGUUUUCUUAUCAUUAUUGCUAUUGAUAUAAAUACUAAAUUUAUAUUGCAGCCACUAAUUUUAGAUUCUCUGUAGUGUCCCAUUGGUGGAAUGUGUGAUUCUCUUGUUCUAAAAGUUAAAACUGCUGUUGAAUGCCUUAUGGUUAUAGCAUACACCUAGAUGAAUAUUUUGUUUCUAAUUAAAAGAAAAAAUGAAAACCUUGUCAUUUUAUAACUUAACUAGAACAAGUUUUGAGUCAAGCAAAUUAGAAAAUAAGUUACAGUGAUGAAAUAUUAGAUACAUGAACACAAUGCACAGGAAUAUAUAUUUGUCAGAAAUACAAUCCAAAAUUUUACAUGAAUGUGUGUAAGGAAGUGUGAACUGCUAAUACCAAUUGUCUUAGCAUUUUUUUAUGGGAAAUAAUAAUAUAUUUCAUUUAGCAAUGAAUGUAUGCAAUAUAAUGUUUAACAAUUUUUCAAAAAUGUAAAUUAAUAUUAAAAUUUUCUUUUUGAUAUUGCCAACAUGAAGCCAAAUAUUUGAACCACAAAUACAUAAAUAAUUUGGGCUUUA
Eriocheir sinensis (Chinese mitten crab) is the source of this 3934-nucleotide messenger RNA. RefSeq names its product calcium homeostasis endoplasmic reticulum protein-like. Bases 131 to 2803 code for a protein of 890 amino acids. The record is from RefSeq and is a predicted model, not a curated record. The transcript is spliced from 15 exons. Gene Ontology annotation, biological process: intracellular calcium ion homeostasis; RNA processing. Gene Ontology annotation, molecular function: RNA binding. Gene Ontology annotation, cellular component: perinuclear region of cytoplasm. NCBI's taxonomy places the organism in Eukaryota, Metazoa, Arthropoda, Malacostraca, Decapoda, Varunidae.